Molecule: messenger RNA, 2935 nt
Organism: Pseudophryne corroboree (corroboree frog)
Lineage: Eukaryota; Metazoa; Chordata; Amphibia; Anura; Myobatrachidae
Gene: SNX16
Product: sorting nexin 16
Exons: 8
Coding region: 336-1358 (340 amino acids)
Biological process (GO): early endosome to late endosome transport; protein targeting to lysosome; endosome to lysosome transport
Cellular component (GO): late endosome; early endosome; extrinsic component of endosome membrane
Molecular function (GO): phosphatidylinositol binding
Source: RefSeq, a predicted model, not a curated record
GUGGGUGGGGUACGGAAGUACUGGCAGAGUGCAGUGUGGGCGGUGUACGGAAGUACUGGCAGAGUGCAGCAAGGGUGCCCGGUGCCAGAUGAUCACCCGCAGCUUCCGUUACACCCUGUGCUCCUGCGUUGGCCGGGUGCGUGGUGUGUCAUGUGACGUGCGGUGCACCGCCUGGCUGGGAUAAGUAGUGCACAGCUAUGGCAUCUGGUAUGUGCCACCAUAGCGGGUGACAGUGCUGGCAUGUGUACACAGGUCCGAUGCUGCAUUCCUGAGGGGACAGAAUGAUUUGUUAGUUGGGUAGAGUCUUUUGGAACCAUCUGAGAAGCGCAGAAAACAUGGCAACCCCUUAUGUGCCUGUGCCAAUAGGAAAUACCUCUGCAGGCAGCGUGACCAAUAGAAGCCAAAGGAGCUCAUCGCUCGGAAGUAGCUCUACAAGUUCAAACUCCUCAAAGGACCCACAUGAAGACGCCAACCCCAGGAUCCGCAAGAAGCUGAGUGCGCCCGAUCAAGUGAGCUGCAUGUCCUCUGUAUGUAGCAGCCCCCUCAUCAGGACUAAGUUUGACUCCUCCGUGGAGUACACUACACAGCCGGGUGCACACAGACAUGUUGAUGAUUCAGCAGAAUUGGAGGAGAGGCCAUCCACCCCAACCAUCUUGGGAUAUGAAGUGAUGGAAGAGCGGGCUAAGUUUACGGUUUACAAAAUUCUCGUUAGAAGAAGCCCAGAUGAGAGCUGGGUUGUAUUCAGGAGGUAUACAGAUUUUUCAAGGCUUAAUGACAAGCUAAAAGAAAUGUUUCCUGGUUUCCGACUUGCUCUUCCACCUAAACGUUGGUUUAAGGACAAUUAUGACUAUGACUUCCUAGAGGAAAGACAACUGGGCCUGCAAGCAUUCCUACAGAAUUUAGUGGCUCACAAGGACAUUGCAAACUGUGCCUCAGUGAGACUGUUCCUCUGCUUGGACGAUCCUCCUGGUCCUUUCGACAGUCUGGAAGAGAGCAGGGCUUUCUGUGAGACAUUAGAAGAAACCAAUUACAGACUACAAAGGGAUCUUGCAGAGAAACAGAAGGAGCUUGAAACCCUAAAGAAGUUGCUAAAUGAGAAGCAGUUACACAUCCAGACGCUUGAAGGACAGAUUCAGGUAAUGAGCGGUCGGCAUGGCGAGGCGCGCAGGCGUUCUGUCGAAGAGAGUGAGUGCAGCGGAGAGGUGGAGUCCUCUGCUAUAGAAGCAGACCAGGUGGCCGCCGCGGUCAAUGGCUCCUAUAAAGACAGCCAUGAGAACUGCUGGAGCGAGUCCCUACACGCGGAUCUGCUGCCAGAGAUUGAAGUAGCAGAGGUGGCGGAUCCCGAUGAAGACAUUUAAUGUGCCUGUAGUAACACUAACCAUGUACUGCGGAUCCUCAUGUACUCUGAGCUGUUACCGUACAGUGAAGCACCAGGGCCCUUGAACGGCUAACACAGGAUGUUUGCGCAUACGAGUAACAGACAAAGAACUGCUGUUUUGCUGCUACUUAUCCGCCUGAGAAGACGGCUUUACAAUCAGAGGAUAUAAAGGGCUUGCACCUUAGCAAUUGAAUAAACAAGGCCCUCCUAAGGACUAAUGUACACUGAGUUACCAGUUAUGGCCUAGCUGUGUCCGUAUAGUGGCAUAAUUCAAGCACUUUUCUAGACGUAUACAUUAUUCCCGUGCCACAAGGGCACGUUCUGCUUUGCCAUCACGCUGUCUCUUUAUUUUUAUACACAAAGAAUCACUUGUUUCAUGCUCUGGAUGCUGCCAACUGAGUUAUUUUAAUCAGCCGCUGCUCCGAUAGAAAAGCUUUUCUAGUAACUGAGCAACAACAUAUAAGUACAGGUUGUUCUAUUAUUAGCUCGGUGUGACUCAUGUAAUGCUGCUCUGCCGUCAGCUCACCUGACUUCCAGCACCUCCCUGUGAAACUGAUUGGAAGUUUCUGUGAAGACAUAAACACUGGGGCAGAUGUACUGUGCUAAGCCUUGGAGAGUGAUAAAGUGGAGAGAGAGAGAGUAUUUUUUAACUGUCCAUUUUUAAACACAGCCUGUAGCAUGUCAGUCAGGGGCUGAUUGGCUGGUACUUUCUCUCUCUACACUUUCACUCUCCAAAACUUGGUACAUCUCCCCCAAAGUGUGCUCUGUGACCCAUAUAAAUAGAACCUCCGCACAGAUAAUUCAUAUAUGUUAGGUGGGUACACUCUAUGCACAUACGUCAUCCUACAUUUUUUUAAUUAACAUCAUUUUUUUUUUUUUCAAAAAAAAUUCUACACGUAAUAUACACUAUAUUAACAAAAGACAUUUGGUCAGAAGAAAAGUAUCAAACUGAAGUAUUUAUAAAUUAAGAGGGAGUAUCAGUUGUGUAUAUUUUAUACCAUGUACAAGGAAAAGUGAUAAAAAAAAAUUCUUUUUUUUUUUUUUUCUUUUUAAGUAUAUUCUCAUCCCCCGUAAAUGGUCUGCUAUUUGCAGCGGAAAUGUAAAUCUAGCCAUUCUUAAUCAUUUUCAAGCCAUACUAAGGUUCUUCACCACGAUUAGCUGGUCUUUUACGGUGUGCAUUUUUUUUCUUUAUUAUAGAGUACUUUUUAUUUUAGGGACAGCAAUGUGAUUAUUACAUCAAAGCCAUAAUGAAGUAGUAGCCUGCUAUUCAUGUUUUAAGAACUUGGUAUUGUAACGGAAACUUAUUCAUAUUCCAUUUAACUCUGAACUUUAAUCCUUUCCAUAAAGGAUUUCUAUCCUCAUUGACGCACGCACAGUUGCCAUGGUAAUCUUCAUAUAUAGAAGUGGCUUUUGUUUGCUUUUACCGAAACACUAAUUUCAGUGAUUUGUGCAAUGUUAUUUGUAUAAUGGUGAUCAAAUGGAAAACAUUUUUAUUAUAGAUAAAUGAUGCAUUGUUUCAAAUGCAGCCUUGUAUAUUCAUUAAAGAUGAAAGCAGAA